AUGCUAAACAAGCAAAAUGCAUCUGAACUAGCGUUACCUAGCAAUCACGUCGAUGUUAAUGAUAAAUAUAAAUUUCUUAAAAAAAUUGGUAAAGGUAGUUAUGGUGAAGUUUGGCUUGUUUCACCGAAUAGUUCUUCAUCAAUUAAAUCUCAUACAAAACAAUACGUUCUUAAACGAUUAGAUCUUCAGUCAUCAUUAAAUGCUCCAUCACAAAAUGAUAUUGAAAGUGCUGAACGUGAAGCAACAUUAUUAUCAACAUUAAAACAUCCAAAUAUUGUUGCUUAUAUUGAAUCAUUUCGUUCAAAUGAUGGUUUUCUUAAUAUAGUUAUGGCAUAUUGUGAAGGUGGAGAUUUAUAUACAAAAUUAAAAGAAAAAAAAAACAAGAAAGAAUUUUUAACAGAAGAGCAAAUUAUUGAAUGGUUUAUACAAAUAUGUAUGGCAUUACAGUAUAUUCAUGAUAAAAAUAUUCUUCAUCGUGAUUUAAAAACACAAAAUAUCUUUUUAACAAAAAAUGAUGUUGUUAAAGUUGGAGAUUUAGGUAUUGCAAGAGUACUCAAAUCAGGAAAUGAAUUUGCAACAACUAUGGUUGGAACACCAUAUUAUAUGAGUCCAGAAAUAUUUUCUCGUAAACCAUAUGGACAAAAAUCGGAUAUAUGGGCACUUGGUUGUUGUGUUUAUGAAAUGACAACACUUGAACAUGCGUUUACUGCUAGAGAUAUUAAUUCACUGAUUAUAAAAAUAAAUCUUGAACAGACACCAGAAAUAUCAGCUAAAUAUAGUGAACCCUUAAAAGAUAUUAUAACAUCAAUGUUAAAAAAAAAUCCAGAUGAUCGUCCAACAGCAAAAAAAAUUUUACAAAAUUCUUAUAUUAAAAAACAUAUUCAAAGAUUAUUAGAAAAAACACAAAUUAAGUGUCAAAAUCAAGAUAAUUCAAGAUCUCAACCAAAACUUAAUAUUUCUCCUGCAUCUUCACCAUCUCGUCCAAGCAGUGCUUCAUUUACUUCGUUGUCAAAAAAUCAUUCUUCGAACAAUAAUAAUAAUCUUACAGCAGUUCUUCCUUCUUAUCAAGCAUUACCACCUUCGCAUUCUCGACCACGAUCAUUAACUGAUGCUAAUCGAUCUGUACCAGUUACAGAACUUUCACAAUCAAAUGAAUCAAUAACAAGUAAUUCAAGAGCUCGUCGUCGUCAAGCACGUCAAAAUAAUCCAUUACCAGUAAAUGAUCAAGAAAAAAAUUUGGAAUUCUUAUCAAAAAUUAGUCAGAAUGAUACAUUACAAAAUCUAAAACGUGAUAAACAAUUAAAUAAGCAUAUAAAACAAUGUCAACAAGCAUCAUCUUCUGAUGAACAUGAUGCAUCACCUAUUCGACCAGUUCAUGAUAACAUUUCUCAACCAGUCACUGUUGUUGACUCAUUGAAAAGACAAGCAAGUCCAAAUUCAAUGGAAUUCAAAAUAAACUCUUCUCGUCCUCAAUCACAAUCACGAAUAACAAAAUCAUAUGAUUUAAAUCAGGGAUCUGUUUCUAGUGCACGUCGACGUCGCCGAGAUUUCAAAUUACAAUCAUCAAAUGAAUAUUCAACAUCAUUUGAGUCACCAAAUCAAACAACAAAUGACUUACCACGAUCAACAUCACAAAAUAAUCUAGCAGAAGAAAUGGAAAAGAAAAAAGAAGGAGAAAAAGAUAUAAAUGAUCUCGUUUUUAUGUUAACUGCUACAUUACAAUUACCACCAGCAAAUAUUAAUGGUUCACAUGAAUUAUCAUACAGUUAUAGUAAUGAUAGUGAUAGAACCAUAGCUGAAAAUGGAUCUUCUCAAAAUCCAACGUGGUCGUCAGAUGAUCGAACAAUAUCUGAUACAUUAUAUAAAACAAGCCAUAUUUAUCAACGUUGUGAACAAAUACGACAAAACUGUCUUCGUGAAAUUAGUCCAAAUAAAUUACGACGUGUUUUAAAAAUAAUUGAAAAUGUUAGUGAACAACAAAUGAUGCAACAAAUGAUUGAUGAACUUGGUGAAGAUUUAUACAAUAGAUAUUCUGCACAAAUAUUUUCAUUAAAGUUUUAUGAAGAUAAUUUACUUAUACAUCAAUAA
Rotaria sp. Silwood2 is the source of this 2088-nucleotide messenger RNA. Lineage: Eukaryota; Metazoa; Rotifera; Eurotatoria; Philodinida; Philodinidae. The record is from the annotation of a GenBank genome assembly.